AUGAGUAGCAAGCUUUGGGAAUUUUUCCUACGCGAUGACGUUGAGAGCUUUCAGCGGUAUCUGGCCAGUGCCAGCUAUACCUCUGGCGGCCAACGAGCUCCGUCUGGAGCAUCUUCACAUUUCCACUCAGGCACGUCCGGCCCGGUGAUCUCAUCCUCGUUGGGUGUUUCGCCAAAGGGUAAAAGGUUAACUGGCACGUCUCCUGCGACCUCUGUGCCAGAUCGAACCGGUGGCUCUCGGACGGCCAAAGCAAUAUCCCGCGAUGAAUUGAACGCUCGAGACCAGCAUGGAAGAACCCUCUUACAUCACGUCGCCUCCUCACCCAAACCUACGGCCGCCGAUUUUGCUGUAGCGCUGUUAGAGGUACCAUGUCUUGAUAUCUAUGCGCAGGAUUUGGAGAGUGGGUGGACAUCGCUCCACCGAGCUCUAUACGCGGGUAAUGCUACAAUCGCGCAGGCUUUGAUGGCACGAGAUGCUCGGGACGCAACAGAUUUGAGCAAACCGAGCUCUUUAGGCCAUCUUAGUGGUAGUCUCAUCAAGAUCAAAGAUCGAGAAGGUUACAGUCCCUUUGACGUUUAUGCGGCAACAAUCAACUCUCGCAAUUCUAAAAGCGUGACAUCUGCCACUCCUCUGAAUCCACCCCCAACCCCUUGGCAGGACGAUGAUUCUGCCGCCGGCUCUUCCGAUGAUGAAGAUGCCGUUGAGUAUCUAGAAAGCCCAAUGAACGACCUGUCUGGGGACGAAGUAUACACUUUUGGGAGUAACAAGAAUUUGAACCUUGGUGUUGGAGAUCAGGACGAUCGGCAAUACCCUGAAAGAGUAACGCUCACGCGUCCAGCACACCUUUUGAAGCGGUUCUUUCGAGAGUAUCGAGAGUUGCAAGAACACCCAAAUGUUGUGUCAUCGCAUGAGUCGAGUCUCGAUCAAGGCCUACCAGCUUUCAUCAAAGCCAAGCCACUUAAAUAUCAGGCCCUGGAAAUGUCCAAGCUUCACACUGCGAUCCUCACAGACGACCCCGAAUCCAAUCUCUUUAUGUGUGGCUUCGGUCCGGGUGGUCGCCUGGGCACCGGGGACGAGAGCACAAGGUUUAGCUAUGUCUGCAUUGAGGGCGGCGGACUUGCCAACAAGAAGGUCAAGUCUGUUGCACUCGGUCAGGACCAUACCCUCGCUAUUACUGAGAAUGGAGAUAUUUUCAGCUGGGGGAGUAAUAAGUUUGGUCAAUUAGGCUAUGGCCUUCCAAGGACAAGCAACAAGGAUGACGUACCGAUCCAACCAUCUCCACGACAAAUCUUCAACCCCUUCAAGAAAGAGACCAUCCUUGGAGCAGCAGCAUCGGCCAUCCAUUCGGUUGUCUUCAGUAAUUCUGGCCUGUAUACUUUCGGCAAGAACGAAGGUCAGCUGGGCCUUGUUGAUUCAGACGCUCGGUCGCUUGAAGUACAAACGACACCACGACGUGUGGGUGCUUCUCUAUUCAACACCCCAAUACACAGUGUAUCUGCCACCGAUCAGGCUACCGCGGUUUUGCUUCUGAACCACGAAGUCUGGGUGUUCUCCCAUUAUGGCUAUUCCAAGCUCUCGUUUCCGUUGGAGGUCAACUCCAGAUUCAUAAGAGACAGCUUCAUGACCACCCGUUACGAUACAUCCACCAACCGCAUCGUUAAAAUUCGGUCUGGCGGAAAUACUAUCUGUGCAUUGUCAAGUUCAGGGGACGUUUUCACAGCGCAGGUCAACAAAUUAGAGAAUUUGCCGAGUUUGACCUCCACGACCAAUCCCUCGAAAAUUCGUAAUUCUUUAUCCACGCCCAUGCGUGUUUGGACCGUGAAGAAGGAGCAUAUGGCAGCCGAAGAUGUCGAUGUUGGUCAGGACGGUUCCAUAAUUAUCUGCACAGCUUCGGGCUCAGCAUGGAUGAAGGAGCGACGAAGGAAAACGAAGGAUGGAUCGUUGAGAGAGUACAAAUUUUCUCGUGUGCCUGGCCUCUCCCGGGUUGUUGGUGUUUGCAGCAAUGCCUUUGGAGCAUUUGCGGUUGCUCAACGCGAAUGCGACGUAACCAAGGAACAGAUCAACGUUGAUAUAACGAGCCUUUGGAGAGACAUCUGGCCGCUAUCGCCCUUCAAUUCCAUCCGCGAAACUACAGAGCCAGGUGGGCAUGUUCGUCUCGUCGAUAGCGAGACACCCUAUAAUAUAGCAUCAGUCAUAGGGAUUAAAAAAACCCUUGUUGACUCGCCUAACCUUGAUCUUUUUUUUCGACAAACAACCGCUGAACCACCUACGGGAACAUUCUGGGUUAUGACAACCGUUUCGGAUAUACGAGUGCCUGUCCAUGAAUUUACCCUAGCAGGCCGCAGUUCAGUUCUCAGGAAGGCACUUCAGGAAUUUCGAUGUAAACACAAAGCCUCGGUACCUGAACUCCUAACUAUCAUGGAAGGCGAUGAUCGACAGCCCCGAAUACUCUUUCAAGGCGUCGAUGUUCUGACUAUUUUGAAUCUUGCUUUCUUCUUAUACACGGACAAUGUCCUUGAUGUGUGGCAAGACGCGCGAUCCUCGCAAAAUGCCUCCCGCUUCCGCCAGGUCCGAACAGAGGUGAUACGUAUGGCCACGCACUUGGAUCUUCCAGCCUUGGAACGAGCUGCGGUUCUCAUGAUAAAACCAGUGAGGAGUAUGAAGGGCGAUUUUGCUGUGGCUCUCGACGACCCGGCCUUCUUCGAAAGCGCUGAUGUCGUGAUUGAACUGAGUGGCGGCCAGGUACCUGCUCACAGCCAAUUUAUCUGUCAAAGAUGCCCCUUCUUCAAUGCUCUGUUCAAUGGUCGUUCGGGUGGCAGGUGGCUAUCAUCUCGACGAAAAAGCCCCAAUGACAAAGUCCACGUUGACCUCAAACAUAUCGAACCUCCGAUUUUCGAUUUUGUUCUCCGAUACAUGUAUGCGGACGUGGAUGAUCGCCUCUUCGAUGAGGUCCGGACGAAAGAUACUCAAGACUUUGUUGAUCUUAUCAUCGACGUUGGGUUUGUGGCCAACGAAUUGAUGAUUGAUAGACUAGCACAGAUCUGCCAAAAGGCUCUGGGAGAAUUCGUGACCUCGCGGAAUGUGUGUCACCUUCUCAAUUCGGUUGCUCCGUGCUUCGUGACAGAGUUCAAAGAUGCUGCGUUGGAGUAUAUUUGCCUCAACUUGGAGGACUUGAUUUCAAACAAGCUCUUGGGAGACCUUGACGGGCAUUUACUCCGUGCUCUUGAUUACGUUUGCCAGGAUAAUCAAUUGACAGAAUUGCCAAUAUCUAGAGUCCGCAACACAGCUGAGUAUCUCUACGAGAAAUAUCCAGAAGUUGUCUCGUCGGUAGAGGCCGAUAAGCGUCGACUAAUCGACUUUAUGAGGCUCAAGACUCAUAUCAACAAGAUCGACUCUCAUGAGGGAAAGUACCGAACAUCAAACGAGAAAGCUGCAGCCUCUCCAUCGGCCUUAAAACCCAGGAACAAAAAUCGUGAUGCUGCUGUCUAUGACAGUCCGCUGCUCAAAUCCAAACAGUCAACUGGUGACCUCAUGUUCCAAAUGGAUGAUGAGCCAUUGCUGUCCGCUCUCGAUUCAGUCAAAGGGAAAGCAGUGGAUCGUCACUUCAAGUCCACUGAUGAGAACGAUACUCGACCAUGGAAUGAUAACCUAGCACUUGGGUCCAGUCUACAAGAUAGAACGUCUUUUGGAGACCGAAGCUACUUAGAUGACCGAAUGGGCUCUCCGCAGGAUGCGAGUAUAGCCAAAUCCCCGUCUAGAUUCCAGACAACAACCCCCCAAGGAAAGCAGAACGGAUCCAUAUCUCCGCCGCAUUCAUCCCAGGUGCCUUGGAACUCAACGCCGAUCUCGGGUUCUAAGAAAGCCCUCAAGGAUAUAAUGAGCGAAGCGUCAGACAGCCGAGUUUCGAAUAUCAGUUUAGGGAUGUCUGCACGGAAAGAAAACACCAGUUCUUCUGUUCCAAAGUUAUCGCAAAAGGAACGAAAGAAGAUGCAGCAACAGCAGAUGCAGGAGAUGGCCAUCGCUCAGCAAAAGGCGAAGGAAGCGGCACAGAGCCCAUGGAAGCUUCCAACCCCAAGUCAAGCCCCUGCUGGUAUUUCACCGAAUGGACAAGAUGUCCCAUCUCCCACGACAUCAUCGAAGUCAACACAGAAGCCAGGAAUGACUCUCCGUCAGACUGUAUCGGGCGCACCUUCGCCUAAGCCUCAGCAUCCAAUGAACCCAGUGCCAUUUAAGGGCCGCAGUGUCUCGGGCAAUACCAAACCUCCACGGCCGUCAGACACAGGAGCACCCUCGACAUCCCCUAACGAUACAACCAGCCCUCCGCCCUCCAUCCAAUCUGUCCGUCACAUCCCUAGGCCGGAGCCCUACCAGACAAGCUUCCACUCCGACUCUGCAAGCUCCAUGUCCCUGGCCACAAUCCUAAUGCAACAGCAAACAGAGAAAGACGAAAUCCACGAAGCCGCAACAGCCAAACACAACCUCCAAGAUAUCCAAGCUGAACAAGCCUUCCAAGAAUGGUGGGACAAAGAGAGCAGACGGGUGCAGGGUAUUCCGGAACCAGAUGCGGAACCUAACCAAGAUGAAAGAGACCACCGCGGAGGACGCCGGGGCAACAAAGGCUCGGGCCAACGCAAGCGGCGCGGAAAGGUGCCCCAUGGUUCUAGCAGUAUGGCGUCACCUCAGCAGCCUGAGCGGAACGAUUCUGAACAUGCUCCUACUCCGAAGAAUGCUCGAAACAGUAGCCCACACCAUCGGCAUCAACAGACGCAGACCGCAAAGAAACCUCCUACGGAUUCAGCAAUAAAUGGGGGUUCAUCGCGUCGGGGCCGGGGCGGCCACCACGGAAAGCAAAGCCAGGGCGAGAGAGCCUGA
This is a messenger RNA of Aspergillus puulaauensis, 4872 nucleotides long. RefSeq names its product BTB domain and ankyrin repeat protein. The transcript has 3 exons. Gene Ontology annotation, molecular function: protein binding. The record is from RefSeq and is a predicted model, not a curated record. The coding region runs from base 1 to 4872 and encodes 1623 amino acids. NCBI's taxonomy places the organism in Eukaryota, Fungi, Ascomycota, Eurotiomycetes, Eurotiales, Aspergillaceae.